Messenger RNA from Triticum urartu, 947 nucleotides. NCBI's taxonomy places the organism in Eukaryota, Viridiplantae, Streptophyta, Magnoliopsida, Poales, Poaceae. The record is from RefSeq and is a predicted model, not a curated record.
CGCCUCCCAACCUCCCCUCUUCUUCCUCGCCAACAACGACCUCCUCCUCCUCACCAGAGAAAAAGAAAGGGAAGCAGGCAAGGUGGAGUAGCUAGGAACCAUGUCCAACGUGCCCACCUCCCUCCGCGACUCCUCCCUCACCGUCUUCCGCCUCGCCAUCUCCAGCUCCGACCCCUGGCCCUUCUCUUCCUAACCCAAACCCCGCCUCCCGAUCUCCCUCCCCCCUCCUCCUCCUUCCUCAACAACUCUUCUCCGGUCCUCGCCGCCUCCGAUGCACCUCAGGCAGCAGCAGCAGCAGCAGCACAGGGCGGAGAUGGUUGCGCCCAAGGGGUGCGUGACGGUGCGCGUGGGGGCGGACGGGGAGGAGCAGCGCCGCUUCGCCGUGCCGCUCGACCACCUCAAGCACCCGCUCUUCGGGGCGCUGCUCGACGAGGCCGAGCGCGAGUACGGCUUCAGGCACCAGGGCGCCAUCGCCAUCCCCUGCCGCGUCGACCGCUUCGUCCACGUCGAGCGCCUCAUCGACCGCGACCUCGGCGCGCACGGCCACCAGCUCGUCGACCUCGACUGCGGCGCCGCCACCGCCCACGCCCACGGCCACCUCCACCUGCCGCGCUUCGUCGGCUGCUUCCGCGCGUGACGGUGACGAUGGCGACGCGUCGUCGGCCGCUGGAUCUCUUGCUGUUUCUUUGUUAGGGUUGGUUGGUUGAGUAGUUCUCUCCCGUAUGCUGCUGGAUAGUUUGUUUCGCCCUCCGGUCUCGAUCGAUCUCCCGUACGUAUGGGUUUGUUAUGCAUGGUUGUUCUCCAUUGGUUUGGUUUGUGCUGGCUGGGAGAAUCGAUCGGAGGACGAAUUCCAUGUUGAUGAUGAUGAUGAAAAAUUAUGAUCCAAGUGUAAAGAGAUAAUGUAAUUGUUAGUAGCUUAUUAAUCCUCUCCUUUUUUCCUUCAUCAA